Molecule: messenger RNA, 1648 nt
Organism: Callithrix jacchus (white-tufted-ear marmoset)
Lineage: Eukaryota; Metazoa; Chordata; Mammalia; Primates; Cebidae
Gene: IQCC
Product: IQ motif containing C
Source: RefSeq, a predicted model, not a curated record
GGGACGGCAGGGCGGGUCCCACGCCCGCGCUUGCUCGGCAGCGGCGCCGAGCAAUGACGUACUGCGCAGGCGCGUGGCAGGCCUGUCGGGCCGUUGGCGCCCAUGGAGAGGGAGCUGCUGAUUCGGAGGGUGUUGGCGAUGCAGGCCUGCGUCCGGGGCUGCUUGGUCCGACGCCAGUUUCAGAGCCUGCGAGCUGAGUAUGAGGCGAUUGUACAAGAGAUCGAGGGAGACCUGGGCACGCUUCAGUGGACCGAGGGCCGCAUUCCCAGGCCACGAUUCCUCCGAGAGAAGGCAAAAUCCCAUCAGACCUGGAGAGCAGGAGACAGAGUAGCAAAUCCGGAGCAGGAGCUGUGGAACCACGUCCCGUGUAAAGAGUCUGAGGGAGAGGCCACCUGGGAGGAGAUGGUGCUGAAGAAGUCAGGAGAGAGCUCAGCAAACCAAGGAAACCUCUGCAGAGAUCACAGCCCCUGGCUUCAGAUGGAGCAGAACAGGAAACUCAGCCAAGAGGAGACCAGAGACGCGACAAGGAUGGAGACUCCAGAAGCCACAGAUCCAAGACUGUCAUGCAGCCAACCUGAGCUUCAAGAGCUUCAGUACCACCGCAGCCACCUGGCCAUGGAAUUGCUCUGGCUGCAACAGGCCAUCAAUAGCCGUAAGGAGUACCUAAUUCUCAAACAAACACUGAGAUCCCCAGAAGCAGGACCGAUCAGAGAGGAGCCCAGUGUGUGCCCAGAACAUGGGAAAAAAGCCUGUGAGAGGAACCAGUCACAACCAAGCACACCACUGGAGGACCAGUCCUACAGAGACAGGACCACUGGAGAGCUAGAACAGGAGGAUGACUCCUGCCAGAGGGUCAGAUCACCCCACAAAUCCCCAGGAAGUCAAGCCAGUACACAAAAAACCACUGCUGGGGCUAAAUGCAGAGAACCAUGCUUCAGCAGGGCUGGACCACUGUUGUCAAUACCAUCAAACAGCCAGGCUCUGGGGGACAGGCUCACCAAAGGGCCAGAUGUUGGAAGACAGACCUUUGGAGGCACCUGCCUGCUGCAGAUGAAAAUCCUGGAGGACCAGACCCCCAGAAGCUUAAAACCUAGGGAACAUUGUCCCAGGAAGUCCAGGACACAGCUGCCUGCACUCUGUGAGGCCACAUAUAAUAAAGAGACAUCUCCCAGAAAACUAGACCACAAAGAGCCUGACUGCCGAACAGUCAGGACACAAGAGUUGGGCCUCUCAGAGGACCACAUCAUCUCAGAUGGGACCUUGUCAGGGUCAGAGCAUGGUGGCCUUGAUCUCUGGAGGACUAAACCACCUAAUCAGACCCUUAGAGAUAGAAGCUCCAGACAUGGAACCUCCAAUGAGCCUAGUCACGAAGGACAGAAAAACCAGAGGACUGUACCAUGGAGAUCAAAGUCACCUAAGAUCCUGUCUUCCACAGGGGCAGGCUGUACAGGAAAGGAACAGUGGAGGGGCAGGCCAUGGAAAACAGGACCACCUGGCUAGACCCUGGGAAGCCAGGAGAGGACCAAGUUCCAACGGGGAAUGCUAUGAAAGGGCAGAGAGGACAAGACCUCAUCCUACCUCCCUGGUACCAGCUCUGCCUUGUGCCCCUGCCCCUGGCAUCAGUGGCUAGUGGGGCCAAGAGAAGCUG